Molecule: messenger RNA, 2937 nt
Organism: Triticum turgidum subsp. durum (durum wheat)
Lineage: Eukaryota; Viridiplantae; Streptophyta; Magnoliopsida; Poales; Poaceae
Source: the annotation of a GenBank genome assembly
AUGGAGCUGGCCGUAGGCGCCUCGGGGGCCACCAUCAAGUCCCUGCUGACCAAGCUAGGCGGGCUUCUUGCGGACGAGUACGCCCUGAUCCGCGGCGUCCGCGGCGACAUCCAGUUCAUCAACGACGAGCUCGCCAGCAUGCAGGCCUUCCUCAGCAACCUCAGCGCCGGCGGCACCGACGGCCACGACGACCAGACGGUUGACUGGAUGAAGCAGGUCCGCGAGGUCUCCUUCGACAUUGAGGACUGCGUCGACGACUUCUCCCACGGCCUCCGCCCGGACCCCCGGAGCAGCAGCUGGCUCUCCACGGUCAGGGCGCUGCUCUACGAGAUCCAGACGGCGUCCCUCCGCCGCAGCAUCUCUGUUCAGGUUGCCGAGCUCAAGCAGCGGGCGCAAAAUGUGGGUGAGCGCCGCGGCAGGUACGGCGUCCGCGACCCCAAGAACAGCAAGAAGAAGGCUAGCUCCAGCGGCGCCACCGGAUACCUCGCCGCCGAGCAUCAGGGGACAACCCGGCAGCUCAUCAGCAUCAAGGAGCCCGUGGGGGUGAAGGACUCGGGUCUCCUUGAGAAGUGGAUCGGCUAUGAUGAUGGCAAGAAGCAGCUGGGAGUGCUGUACAUUGUUGGCUUUGGUGGGGUGGGGAAAACCACCAUUGCCAAGUCGCUCUACCGAAAGUUUGGGGAUCAGUUUCAGCACCGCGCAAUGGUCACUGUAUCUCAGAAUUCUGAGCCUGACGAGGUACUGAUGAGCAUAAUUAACCAAGUCAAGCCGCAGGCCGGCAGCGAAGAGCAGCAAGGCCAGUGUAGCCCUGAUACCAUGUCUGGGGAUAAAUCGAUUCUCAAAAGCAUAUUGAGCCGAAUUUUAUCCCCGGCCCGAAAUCAAGAAGAGCAGAACCAAAAGCACCAAGGCAUACAAACAGCGUUGCAAAAUUACCUCAAAACAGACAGGUACUUACUGUUAAUUGAUGAUGUCUGGUCAUCACCUACCUGGCAGACUAUCAAGAGACAUUUUCCUCAAAAUGAUAAAGGCAGCAGAAUAAUUGUGACUACACGGUUUCAAGCUGUCGCCACAGCUUGUUAUACUCACAAAGACGCCGAUUAUCUCUAUCCAAUUAAUGUUCUUUCUGGUGACGAGUCUGAAAAGUUGUUUAAGGAGAGCCUGUUGGAGUGCAAGCGUACUGCAGCCAAUCAACCAAGUGAGAGCAAUGUUCCAGAGAGAGUUUGGGGAAUGUGUGGCGGCUUGCCAUUGGCUAUUGUUACAAUGGCAGGUCUUGUGGCAUCCAAGCCGUUGAGGGUCAAGAAUGAAUGGACUGAAGUUUGUAACUCUUUGUUUCCAGAACCAGAAAAAUGUCGUAAACCUGAGGACUUUAUGAGGAUAAUCAAUUAUUGCUACAGUGAUUUGCCUAGUGAUCUCAAAACUUGCUCUCUGUAUUUAAGCAUCUUCCCCAAGGGUCGCAAAUUUAGUAGGAAGCGGUUGACGAGAAGAUGGAUCGCGGAAGGCUUUGUGAGUGAGAAGCAGGGUUUGAGUGUUGAGGAUGUUGCGGAGACAUGCUUUAAUCAGCUGAUUGAAAGGAAGAUAAUUCGGCCUGUAGAGCACAGCAGCGAUGGGAGGGUGAAGACCUGUCAAGUCCACGACAUGAUCCUUGAGUACAUCAUGUCCAAGGCAGGCGAAGAGGAUUUCGUCACUGUGGUUGGUGGCUACUGGUCAAUGACAACACGUAGCAACAAAGUCCGCAGGCUUUCUCUCCACAACAGUGACUCCAAACAUGCAAAAAAAGCAGAUAGCAUGAACCUGUCUCAUGUGCGAUCACUGACUGUGUUUGGGAGCCUUGAGCAGCUGCGUUUCAAGUCAUUCAAGGCCAGAAUAGUGCAAGUACUAGACCUCGAAGGCUGCAGAGGUUUUAAGGCAAGUCAUGUGAGUGUCUCCGACAUAUGUGAAAUGACUCUACUCAAGUACCUGAGCCUCCGAGCAACAGAUAUCAGCAAACUUCCAUCAAACAUCGGGAAUCUCAAGUAUUUGGAAACUCUGGAUGUAAGGCAGACGGAGAUUCAAGAGCUUCCGAAAAGUAUCAGUCAGCUGGAACGAAUAAAUAACAUACUUGGUGGAGAUAAGAGGACAAGGAAAACCCUGAAACUUCCCAAGGAUGUCAAGGGAACAAUGAAAGGCCUACGCAUAUUGUCAGGCGUUGAGAUUAUCCAGGGAUCAACUGCUGCAUCAGACCUUCGCCAUUUCACCAGGUUGAGGAAGCUGGCCAUUUACAAGCUCCACAAGGAAGAACGGAUAUUCCAAGAUUUGCUCUCCUCUAUCCAGUACCUCAGCGGCUAUUCACUCCAAAGUCUUGUAAUUGACGACGAGUCAUCUGAUUUCCUGAACACCCUGGACUCUAUGACAUCCCAUCCACUGGACCUCAGAACUCUGGAGCUGUCAGGCAAGUUGCUGAAAAUCCCAGAAUGGCUUCCACGUCUCAGUGAACUUAUCAAAUUAACUCUUUCGGCAACAGCUCUCCGGACAGAUAAUCUGGCGCUCCUAAGCAAGCUAGAUUCACUGUUUUCCCUGACCUUUUCAAUCAGUGAGGCAAAUAAGGAUCCUGACUUGGCAGCCAUUCUCGAGAAAAACAAAUCUGACUCCAGAGGAGAGAUCUUUUUCCCAGAUGGAGGAUUCAUCAAGUUAAAGCUGCUUCGCGUAUUUGUGCCUCUACUUCCAUCACUCAACUUCUCAGAGAAGGGUACACCGCUGCUCGAAAGGCUUGAACUCCGCUUCAAAAGGUUUGAAGGUGUUCAUGGCAUGGACAAACUUAAGAAGCUCCAUGAUGUGAUCUUAACAGUCGAUGACAAAGCUGGUAAACUUACAAAGACGAUGGUGGAUGAUUUGAAGAAAAGCUCAUCAUCAAUCACAUCAUCAAAGAAGUAUACUCUGAUUGUCAACGAGUAUCAUGGCUGA